CCUUCUAAAGGAAAUAUGCGCACGCGCAGUCUGUUUGUAACAGUGAUUGGGACGUGACGUUAAUAAAAUGUUGAGGUAUCGAAAGUGUCUGAUUUGGGGCGGCAUGCUAGCGGUGCUGGUGGCAGGAGCACUGGUAGCUUUACUGGUGCUGCAUCCUUGGGACCGCAACCAGCAGAUGCGAUAUCGUCACGCCGCAGUCGCUGCUAAUGGUUACGAAUGCGCUUCCAUAGGACGCAAUAUAUUGGAAAAGAACGGCUCAGCUGUCGACGCUGCCAUAGCAACGCUUUUCUGCGAGGGCUUAGCAUGUGCACAAUGCAUGGGUCUCGGAGGCGGAUUUCUGGCGACCAUUUACGAUGCUAAGACACGUACAGUGAGGGUGCUAAACGCGAGGGAGAGGGCGCCCUCUGCAGCUACUGAGGACAUGUUCCAAAACGCCUCAUCCACUGUUGGUGGUCUUGCAAUCGCAGUGCCUGGAGAACUAAGGGGAUAUGGUGCUUUAUACCGAGAGUAUGGUCGCUUGCCAUGGAGGGAGCUGGUACGGCCGGCAGCGGAUUUGUGCCGUCGAGGACACCGCGUGAACAACUACAUGGGCCGAGUGCUGAAAAGCUAUAGAGACAGGAUCCUAGCUGAGCCGUCAAUGAGGGAACUCUACGUAAACCCAAAUACAGGAGAUGUAUGGAAUGAGGGUGACUUAAUCCGUGAACCAACCCUAGCCCGCACCCUCGACAUCAUCGCAGAAGAGGGCCCCGAAGCAAUUCACGAUGGCAAACUGACCUCGGCGCUUGUUCGCGACAUCCAAGCCUUCGGUGGCAUCAUUACUGAGGAAGAUCUCAGGACAUUCGAAGUGGAAUGGCAAGAUCCAAUCGCGGUGCCAUUAUCAGAAGAGCACACGCUUUACUCGGUACCCCUGCCAGGGUCGGGGUCGGUACUGGCUUUCAUGCUCAACAUUAUGCGAGGUUGGAUCGGCGCUGGUACCAAUGUGCUGGCCGGCAGCAAUCUCUACUGGCACCGCGUCGUUGAAACCUUCAAGUACGCAUACGCGAAGCGCACAGGCCUCGGGGAUCCUGCACGCACUAACUUACCUUACGAUAUCAGAGAAUUGGAGCGCAAUCUUUCGGACCCUGAUUGGGCAAGAGCAUUUAGGAGCCUUAUUGAUGACAACCGCACCUAUUCCGAUUGGCAGCACUACGGUGCUUUGUUCGAAGGAGCCGAUGACCACGGCACGGCCCACGUUGUGGUUUACGCACCAGAUGGCAGCGUUGUCUCUGCCACGAGUACUAUAAACUAUAUAUGGGGUUCUCAGAGGCGAUCUACUAGUCUAGGUAUAAUGCUGAAUAACGAAAUGGAUGACUUCGCGGUACCCAAUCGUGAAUCUUCUUAUGGUAUGCCACCUUCACCCGCUAACAUGGUGGCAAAAGGCCUUCAGCCGUUGAGCUCGAUGGUACCAAGUGUGGUGCUAUCAAGAAACGGCGUAGCAGAUUUGGUGAUAGGUGCUGCUGGAGGAACAAAGAUAACUACCCAAGUAGCGUUGGUAACAAUGCACACACUUUUAGAAGGUGAUGAGUUGCACGAUGUAAUUCAACGUCCGCGACUUCAUCACCAACUCGUCCCGAUGGAAAUUGAACAUGAAACUAAUUUCAAUCCAAGUGUCAUCGAGUUUCUGCAAGCGAGAGGGCACGCAACUACUGAACGUGGUCCGACAGCGGGAUUCGCUGCAAUGAAUGGCGUGGCACGGGACGCCAAUGGCUUUAUUCUAGCAUCAACAGAUCGAAGAAGAGUUGGAAGCAUCGACGGCUUUUGACCUUUACACGAUAAAAUAUUAAGACAUGUUGUUUCCACAUUUAAUACUAGUACAAAAAAACAAUAAGGCGCUGUGCACAGAAACACUUUUGUGUCUUAUGUUGGAUACAAGCUACUAGAAUCAAUCGUAACUUUUUAUGUGUGAUCAACUAGAAAAAAUAAAAUAGGGAAUUUUUAACGUUGGCAACAUUAAUUUUCCAUGCAGGUAUUCGAGUGCAAAUACUUCAGUAGCUUAUGUCCAACACGUGACACGACAUUAAUCGAAACAAGUAGGUGGAAUACAAGCUGCCUUUGAUUAUAUCUUUUUCAUGCAAUGAAUAUGAAAACAAUAACUACUUGAGGCAGAUGCAGACACUGUUGAUGUCCAGUUGCUUCCACUUGAUACUAAAGCAUUGCCAAUCGAAUAUUUCCCGCGUGAUCUACUAGAUGCAAUAAAUGUGGGUAGUUAGUAAACGCAAGCAAAAUUCAUUUUACGUUGAAUUCAUGUUACGUAUUUUUAGUUGCUUGUGUCCAACACGGGACUAAAUAUUAAUCGAAAAACUGUUUGGAAUAAAACGAUGAACUAGUUUCGAACAGUUACCAGCACUGACCUUUAUUAUUGAUACUGAACUGGCUUUACCUAUGCCAAUGACAGCUAAAAUUUUGUGCCCAUAUGAAGCGCCAAAUGUGAAAUACCAGUGGUUCUGGAAUUUAUAUCUAAUUUAUUAUAUUGCUUUAAGUAGGUAAUUCAAAUUGUAGUUCCUUCGAAACUCAUAAUACAUCUUCACAACUUACAAAAUGGCGUCCAUCAAAUGGAGACAAAAACAAAGUGACAACAGCCAGGUUAUGGAUAAUAAUAGAGAUCAGUGGUAACCAACCAGUGUACAGAAGUAGAAAUCGACACAGUUGUCGGUCUGUAAUGAAAAACGGACAACUGUCUAGUUUACCAAUACGGUAUUAGCGGACACAGAUAAAAAAGCGUGAGUCUGGGCAGUUUCUUUUAAAGGUUUUUUUUUUUUGCCUUUUAGUGAUAUGACUAGAGGUCAGUGAUGAAUAAUAUACAGAAAUAGCAAUCAACGCAACGCGUACCUACAAUUAAUUGUAGGUAUAAUACUGCUACUCUAAUAUCAAACUUUUUCAAUGGGUAUGGUAAAAUCGUGUACAACGUUUCCUUAAACUUUUGUAAUGUUUUUGUUGUAAAUAUCAGUGAAUAUAAUUUAAUUUUAAGAUAGGAACUGUGAUAUAGAUAGAAAAUA
This is a messenger RNA of Pararge aegeria (speckled wood butterfly), 3035 nucleotides long. RefSeq names its product scoloptoxin SSD14-like. The transcript is spliced from 9 exons. Gene Ontology annotation, molecular function: glutathione gamma-glutamate hydrolase. NCBI's taxonomy places the organism in Eukaryota, Metazoa, Arthropoda, Insecta, Lepidoptera, Nymphalidae. Bases 68 to 1801 code for a protein of 577 amino acids. Gene Ontology annotation, cellular component: plasma membrane. Gene Ontology annotation, biological process: glutathione catabolic process. The record is from RefSeq and is a predicted model, not a curated record.